UUGAAGCAUACUCGUAAUAUUAAUAGUGAGCACUUGGUCACGUGACAAUUGAUUUUGUCAAGUAAAUUUAUCAAGCGUACCCAUUCGCUUCAUAGAAAUGGCUACUACGGAAGUGGAGCGCAGGCGAGGCCAGCUGGCUGCUCUUUCCAUUGCAGCCGUGGUCAUCAUUAUUGGAGUCCCACUGUGGUGGAGAACAACUGAAACAUACCGUGCCUGGUUACCUGUCAGCCAAAUUCAAGAGCUAGCUAAUUUGGAGCUACAGUUGAGCGCUGAUGUGGAGGUGGUGUUCGCACGUGGAACUGUCACACCAGAGCAGCAGAAGAAGAUCCCACUAACACUAUCACAGGACGAUGAGCAUGUAGUAGAUGAGGAUACAUCUUUGAGGUACAGAUAUGAGACAAGGUACCGCACAGCCACCAUCAUGGAGGAGGAUGCUCUGAAUCAACCCACUGCUGCAGAAGCAGAUCUGUCACUGCACAUGCUCAGCGAAAGUCCGUGUGGCUCUUUGGUUGUGUAUGUGGUCCCAGAGUCAACUUCGCUGCUACCGGAGGAUGUGGAAGUGUACAUCGGUCAGCGACGGACAGCUUUGUUGCGUAUCGGUACUCAGAUGAGGGUGGGUAGGACACUGGAUCAACUGUUGGAUCACCUUGAACCUCGGAUCAAGAAAUUACUGCAAUUAAUGUCCUUCAGCCAUACUGACAUCACUGCCGCUCUCAGUGACAGAGUUCGUCUCAGCCCUGGCAACAAAGAGAGCAUUGCUGACAGCAUGAGGGCCUUUAAAUCCAGUCCAGGUUAUGAGAUAACCUUCAGUCUGUUGAACCCGGACCCAAAGUCACACCGGCUUCACUGGGACAUAGAGGGGGCUGUGCAGACCUUCAUCCAGCCUUUACUUACAAAGCUUGAACCUUUGGCCAACUUUAGCAUUGACUCUCAGAUCUUGUACUAUGCCAUGCUUGGUGUCAACCCUCGUUUUGACAACAGCCAUAAUGCCUACACACUUAACGCUGACAGCCUUGCCCAUGUAAUCAACCCUGUGGAGGCCAGACUGGGCUCUAAUGCAGCAUCUUCCAAUCCAGUGCUGAAUUUUCUGCUGUAUGUCCCAGAUGCCAACCACUCACCUCUGUACAUCCAGGACCGCAAGAAACAACAAGUGCCUUCAAAUGCAUUUCACUCACCACGAUGGGGCGGCAUCAUGGUCUACAAUGUUAAUAGUUUUUAUGGCCCGGAUGUUGCUUUUCCUGUUGACAUCAACAUUAACAUGGCCAAAGUCAUGGGAGUCUUCCUGGCACAACUUCGACUGCUGCUCGGGGUACAGUCUUCUACCCCGCCCCCUGGCUUCCUGGUGGCACCAUGUGGGAGUUCAGGACUUGCUGACUGGGAGCUAGACCGCCUCAUGUGGAGCCGGAGUGUAGAAAAUAUAGCAACAGCAACCACCACCAUCACGUCCUUGGCACAACUGCUGGACCAGAUAGGCAACAUUGUCAUCAAUGACAAUAUUGCCCAGCAGGUGUCCAGUGCUGUCACUUCUCUGCAGCUAGCAGUGGCAGAGCUGGAGUCAGGGAACCUUGGCUUUGCUCUGCAGUACAGUAAAGAGGCCAUCUUGGCAUCAGAAAGAGCAUUCUUUGACCCAUCGCUCCUCCACCUCCUUUAUUUUCCUGACGACCAGAAGUUUGCCAUUUACAUACCGCUGUUCCUGCCUAUGUGUGUACCUAUUUUACUGUCACUGCUCAAAAUUGCAUCUGAGGUGAGACAGAGACGCAGGGAUAAACAAACUAAGACAGAUUGAGAAACACUGGAAUUUGAAGAUGUGAUGGACAUGUUGCACUGAACAAAACCAUGUUGUAAACUAACUGUUAAUGUCAGUGGCCUUUACAUCCAAGUAUGAAUGUAAAUAGACACUGGGUUUUCACACUCAUCUGUAAUUUUAGUUGUGGGGAAGUCCUUUUGGUUCAAGGCUGUGGCUGUUUUUAAUGGCCACAGCCUGGCUUUUUAAUGCUUGGAUUGUUGUACAUUUGUUCAUGUAUUUUAUAUUUGAAUUCUCCUCACUUUUAAGUUAUUAAAAAGAAAGUUGUACACAUA
Messenger RNA from Sphaeramia orbicularis (orbiculate cardinalfish), 2079 nucleotides. RefSeq names its product phosphatidylinositol glycan anchor biosynthesis, class S (gene pigs). NCBI's taxonomy places the organism in Eukaryota, Metazoa, Chordata, Actinopteri, Kurtiformes, Apogonidae. Bases 98 to 1786 code for a protein of 562 amino acids. Gene Ontology annotation, biological process: attachment of GPI anchor to protein. Gene Ontology annotation, cellular component: GPI-anchor transamidase complex. The record is from RefSeq and is a predicted model, not a curated record. The transcript is spliced from 12 exons.